Phacochoerus africanus (Common warthog) is the source of this 1658-nucleotide messenger RNA. Its product is annotated as RNA-binding protein 4. Gene Ontology annotation, molecular function: mRNA binding; zinc ion binding. Gene Ontology annotation, cellular component: cytosol; nuclear speck. Gene Ontology annotation, biological process: mRNA splicing, via spliceosome. NCBI's taxonomy places the organism in Eukaryota, Metazoa, Chordata, Mammalia, Artiodactyla, Suidae. The record is from RefSeq and is a predicted model, not a curated record. The transcript has 4 exons. Bases 147 to 1244 code for a protein of 365 amino acids.
ACUUUAUUGAGCAGCCAAUCCUGUGAUAGGCUCACCUCCCUCUACCCAGAGUCACUUCUGCGGCCGCCGCCAUUUUAGCGUUUUGUCAGGAGCGUCCGCGCCGCGAGGAAGAGCCCCUGCUGAUUUUCGUGCGGGCUGUGUCCGAGAUGGUGAAGCUGUUCAUUGGAAACCUGCCCCGGGAGGCCACAGAGCAGGAGAUCCGCUCACUGUUCGAGCAGUAUGGGAAGGUGCUGGAAUGUGACAUCAUUAAGAACUACGGCUUUGUACACAUAGAGGACAAGACGGCGGCCGAGGAUGCCAUUCGCAACCUGCACCACUACAAGCUGCACGGAGUGAACAUCAACGUGGAAGCCAGCAAGAAUAAGAGCAAAACCUCCACAAAGUUGCACGUAGGCAACAUCAGUCCUACUUGCACCAACAAAGAGCUUCGGGCCAAAUUUGAGGAGUACGGUCCAGUCAUCGAAUGUGACAUCGUGAAAGAUUAUGCCUUCGUACACAUGGAGCGGGCAGAGGAUGCGGUGGAGGCCAUCAGGGGCCUUGACAACACAGAGUUUCAAGGCAAACGAAUGCACGUGCAGUUGUCCACCAGCCGGCUUAGGACUGCGCCCGGGAUGGGAGACCAGAGCGGCUGCUAUCGGUGCGGGAAAGAGGGGCACUGGUCCAAAGAGUGUCCGAUAGAUCGUUCGGGCCGAGUGGCAGACUUUACCGAGCAAUAUAAUGAGCAGUAUGGAGCAGUGCGCACACCUUACACCAUGAGCUAUGGGGAUUCGUUGUAUUACAACAACGCGUACGGAGCGCUCGAUGCCUACUACAAGCGCUGCCGUGCUGCCCGGUCCUAUGAGGCAGUGGCUGCUGCAGCUGCCUCUGCGUAUAAUUACGCAGAGCAGACCUUGUCUCAGCUGCCACAAGUCCAGAACACAGCCAUGGCCAGUCACCUCACCUCCACCUCUCUCGAUCCCUACGAUAGACACCUGUUGCCGACCUCAGGAGCUGCUGCUGCUACAGCUGCUGCUGCUGCAGCAGCCGCUGCUGCUGUUACUGCAGCUUCCACUUCAUAUUACGGGCGGGAUCGGAGCCCCCUGCGUCGCGCUACAGCCCCAGUCCCCACUGUUGGAGAGGGCUACGGUUACGGGCAUGAGAGUGAGUUGUCCCAAGCUUCAGCGGCCGCGCGGAAUUCCCUGUACGACAUGGCCCGGUAUGAGCGGGAGCAGUAUGCGGAUCGGGCGCGGUAUUCAGCCUUUUAAAGCUUGAGGUGGGAUGUGUGUGGGCUGAAAUUCCGAGCUGCGGUUGUGCAUGAGAAUACACCCUUCGUGGUACUGCGUCUCCGGGACGUUCUCGGCUCUGUGCGUUCAGUCCCUCAGGAACCGUGGACCUUAAUUUACCUUGCUAAGUUCAGAACACCUCUUCCUUUCCUCUCUCCCCUUUCUUCCUGUCCUUCAAUACUUCCUUAGCUUCCCAUCACGUUCUGUUCUCCCAGCAGGCCUCAUUGUGUGCAGAAACUUGUGGGAGUUGUGCUGUCUCCCCAACUCCUGCUUCCAGUGGGUGUUGUGAGAGUGUCACUACUCCUAAGUCUUUUUGGCCCAAAGACUUACGGCGAGUAGACACAUAGAGUUGGAUCACUUUUUUCUUUCCAGUGAAAUAAAUGGUUUUUCAACUUA